This is a messenger RNA of Peronospora farinosa, 882 nucleotides long. The record is from the annotation of a GenBank genome assembly. NCBI's taxonomy places the organism in Eukaryota, Oomycota, Peronosporomycetes, Peronosporales, Peronosporaceae.
AUGCGACGCCCAGACGUUGUCAUGGCUCCGCUGUCUCAUUCGUCUUCGGUCGUUCAAGUGUCAUCUGCAGCUCCAAGUAGUACUCGUGGACGUGUACGUUCUUCUACUGGAUCUCUUGUUUCGCCUUCUACAAGCUCAAGUGGCUGGACACUUCCACCUUUGAACCAAUUGAUGACACUUCCCAGUAGUUUCUUGGCUUCACAUUUUGGUACUUCUAUGGACACGAUUUACCCUAUCCGCAAUAACAACGAGCGUAUUAUUUCAGCCAAUCGGAAUCGUGAUACAAAUCUACCAAUCAAUGGCUCUACACUUGAUAAUUUACUCCAUGACGACGAAGACGACGACGAAUGGGACGCAUCGGAUCACUUUGUUUUGCCUCGUCUUGUCUAUCACAAUGCCGUCGUAGACGACACUAGCGAGUCGACUCAUCAACAGGAAGAAAUUGAUCUCACUGUCUCAUCGUCUGAAGAUGAAGGAGGUGACACAAAUGCAGUAGGAGACAGUGACGAUGUUAUUGAAAUUAUUGAACCCUUGCAGACAUCCGACACUAUCGAGUCAACGCUUUUCCAUCGGAAACGACGUCGACCACGAGUUGUAGCAAGUGAAAACGACGUGUUGGGACUGAAACGUCAGCGCUCCAUGGACAUGGUGAGAAGUAUCGAGUCGACUAACGUUGGAAUGCGAAACAACGAGAUGUUGCAGAAAUUCAAGAGUGAACUCAAGUGCACCAUCUGUUUGGAUGUACUAGAAGGCAUUACUUCCACGAUAUGUGGUCACAUUUUUUGUGCUGAAUGUAUUCGCCUAGCGAUCCGUGCUAAUGGAAAAUGCCCCUUGUGUCAGCGUCGUCUGCAUCUCAAGGACAUACAUCCUCUCUUUUUUUAA